Messenger RNA from Lodderomyces beijingensis, 2799 nucleotides. The record is from the annotation of a GenBank genome assembly. Lineage: Eukaryota; Fungi; Ascomycota; Pichiomycetes; Serinales; Debaryomycetaceae.
AUGAGUACAGUGUUUGGGGAAGACCGUGAGCACGACUUUGAUGAGGCGGCAGAGGCACCCGGGUUUGAGUUGAGCCAAAACCCACAUGCCUGUGCCUACUGUGGAGUCAACACCCCCAACUCGGUGAUCAAGUGCAACACGUGCAACAAGUGGUUCUGCAACGACAAGACCAACUCUUCUAGUUCCCACAUUGUCACCCACUUGGUAAUGUCCCGCCACAACCAAGUCAGCUUGCACGAAGAGUCGGAUCUAGGCGACACCACGUUGGAGUGCUACAACUGCGGCAACAAGAACGUGUUUAUGUUGGGGUUUGUCUCUGCCAAACAGGAGUCUGUCGUGGUGAUCCUCUGCCGUUUGCCCUGCGCACGGUCAAAGGACAUCAACUGGGACACGAGCCACUGGCAGUCGCUCAUUGAAGACCGGCAGUUUUUGUCGUGGUUGGCGCCGCCCCCGAGCGAGGAGGCGUUGAUUGAUUCCAGGCAGGUGACCCCGCAGCAGAUUUCCAAGUUGGAGGCCCAGUGGCGGUUGAACCGGGAUGCGACUAUUAACGACGUUGAGAAUAACGACGUUGCCGAAGAGCUGGUGUUGCCGAUAUUGAUGCGGUACAACGACGGGUUCCAGUACCAGAGAUCGUUUGGCCCGUUGGUGAAAUUGGAAGCCGACUACGAUAAAAACUUGAAGGAGUCGCAAGCGCUAGAGCAUAUUCAGGUCAAGUGGGCCUUGGGGUUGAACAACAGACACUUGGCCUCGUUCACGUUGAUGACGUUUGAGACCUCCAAUUUGAAAGUGGCUGUGGGAGAUGAGAUUAUAUUGCGUUAUAACGGCAGCCAGAGGGAGCCCUGGGAAGGGCAUGGCUUUAUCUUGAGGUUGCCCAAUUCUUACCAGGAGGAGUUCACAUUGGAGUUGAACGCGUCCAAAGUGGCGCCACCAACAAACUUGACCAACGACUUUACUGCCGAGUUUGUGUGGAAAGGCACCUCGUACGACCGGAUGCAGCAAGCAAUGAAGGACUUUGCCACAGACGAAGAGUCUGUUUCGUCGUACCUCUACCACAAGUUGUUGGGCCACGAUGUGGCUCCCGUGGAGUUUGACAUUGAGGCCCCGGAGAAAUUCUCGCACCCAAAGUUGACCGAGUUGAACAUCUCCCAGACCAACGCUGUGAGGUCUGUGUUGCAAAGACCGCUCUCCUUGAUACAAGGACCACCGGGGACAGGCAAAACUGUCACCUCCGCCACGAUAGUCUACCAUUUGUCCCGCUUGAACAAGGAGAAGAUCUUGGUUUGCGCGCCUUCAAACGUAGCCGUUGACCACUUGGCCGAGAAGUUGGACUCGUUGGGGUUGCGGGUGGUGCGGUUGACGGCCAAGUCACGCGAGGACGUCGAGAGCUCCGUGAGCCACUUGGCGUUGCACCACAUUGUCAACAAAUCGGCAAAGGGAGAGUUGAAGAAGUUGAUCAAAUUGAAAAACGAGGUUGGCGAGUUGUCGGUGGAGGAUGCCAAAAACUUUAUCAAAAAUUUGCGUGCGUCCGAGUUGAAGAUAUUGAGCAAGGCCGAGGUUGUGUGUUGUACGUGUGUGGGUGCCGCCGACAAGAGACUAGCCCAGUUCAAGUUCAGAACAGUGUUGAUAGAUGAGAGCACGCAGGCUUCCGAGCCGGAGGUGUUGAUCCCCAUAGUCAAAGGAGCCAAGCAGGUGAUUCUCGUUGGCGACCACCAGCAGUUGGGGCCUGUUAUCUUGGACCGAAAAGCCGCCGAUGCCGGGCUAAAGCAGUCCCUAUUUGAGCGAUUGGUCUUUCUCGGACACGUUCCGAUUCGGUUGGAAGUGCAGUACAGAAUGCACCCGUGCUUGUCCGAGUUCCCCAGCAACAUGUUUUACGAAGGCUCACUCCAAAACGGAGUCACUAGCCAGGACCGGUUGGUGGAGGAGGCGAUGUUCCCCUGGCCCGUGUUGGACACCCCGAUGAUGUUCUGGGCCAAUUACGGCCGUGAGGAGUUGAGCGGCAGCGGCAACUCGUACUUGAACCGAGUCGAGGCGAUGAACGUGGAGCGGAUCAUCACGCGGUUGUUCAAGGACGGGAUCAGGCCGGAGCAGAUCGGGGUGAUCACUCCCUACGAGGGCCAAAGGGCGUACUUGGUGCAGUUCAUGUCCAUCAACUCGACAAUCUUGGACAAGCGGCAUGAGUAUCUUGAAGUGGAGAUUACUAGUGUCGACGCGUUCCAAGGGCGGGAGAAGGACUUUAUCAUCUUGAGCUGUGUUCGCGCCAACGACUCGCAAAGCAUUGGGUUCUUGAGCGAUCCGCGGAGGUUGAACGUGGCGCUCACCAGGGCCAAGUACGGGUUGUUGGUGUUGGGGAACCCACGCGCAUUGUCGCGCAACAAGCUAUGGAACCACUUGUUGAUCCAUUUCCGCGAAAAGGGGUGCUUGGUCGAUGGACCGUUGGACAACUUGCAGCUUUCCAUGGUGCAGCUAAACAAUUACGCUGCGCGAGGCACCACCAAAGGGCCAAAGAGGAACCCGCUUGGCGCUCCAUCGACGGCAUUCUCGACCGCCACUUUUGACGGCGGCAGCAUGGCCAAUGAAGGGUCUGACGUGCAACGCCAGCAGAAGGUUAGGGACGAGUUGUGGCCCGCGUUGGCCAACCAGUCAAACUACUACAACGGCGACAACUCCAUCAGCGCCAAUUUCUACAGCAAGUUGCACAAGAUUGAUAAAAAGUACGAAGGUGCGAGAUACAGCGGGGAGAAUAUCGAGGACGACAUCCGGAGCAUCACCAGCUCGUUUGCCGCGGGAUUGAACUUUUAA